UCUGGACAAAAAAUUCCAAAAAAUUAAAAUUCUUCAUCAAAUACUCAAAACUUUUACUCCUCCGUACUUCGCAUUAACGUAUUAAACUCCUCCGCACUUCAAAAAAAUGAUGCUUUGAACAUUUUCCUCCUACUAUGGUGAUUUUUUCAAACUAAUUCGCUUAAUUUUCUUAGAGUAAGAGAAGCUUCUGGUGAGAGUGUGGGAUCAGAUUAUCAAGAAUAUGGGUAGAUCCACUUACAUAGGAAUUGCUGCAGCAUUUGCAUUUUCUAGUUUUGCCUUCAGAUUCUUCCUCAAACCCCAUCAACAUCAUCAACCUUCGAGAUUAUUCACUGUUCAAGAAUUGUCCCUUUAUAAUGGAACUGACGAACAAUUGCCUAUCUUCUUGGGAAUACUGGGUUCGGUAUUUGAUGUGACAAAAGGGAAAUCACAUUAUGGUGUUGGAGGAGCUUACAAUCAUUUUGCUGGAAGAGAUGCUUCACGUGCGUUUGUUUCCGGAAAUUUUACAGGUGAUGGACUUACUGACACACUACGUGGACUAUCUAGCAGUGAGGUAAAAAGUGUUGUAGAAUGGCGGGAUUUCUUUAUCAAAACAUACACAUUUGUUGGUAGAUUGGUGGGUCGUUACUAUGACUUUCGCGGGAUACCUACCAAGUAUUUGAAGAAUGCAGAAGCGAAGGCAGCUAGGGGUGCCCAGUUGCUGGAAAAGCAGAAAAAAGAAGAAAAAAAGAUUCCAAAUUGCAACUCAAAGUGGAGUCAACAUGAGGGUGGGGAGGUUUGGUGUGACGAUGGCUAUCCAAGACUGAUGCAGAGACCCUUAGAGAUCGCAUUGACAGGGAAAAUGAGCAAGCGUUGUGUAUGUUUGAAAGAAGAAGAGUUUCAACAACCAGGCUUGGAAGUCUAUGAAGGAUGUGACUAUCAUGCCAAAGCAUGCAAAGUGUAGAUGGAACAUUUUUUUCAACGUUCUUCACUAGUAGUAUUAGAAGUAACAGGUUUAUAAAAGCUAUGUAUGGAGCAUAAACCAGCAUUCAUGACGUGAAGAUCGCUUGUGGUAAAGUCUUCAAUCGACACUAAUACUACCAUGGUUAUUAAAGUCCUGAUGUAUGAUUCUCAAUCCUAAAACACAUCAUUAGUCCGACUUUUAUCUAACUAAAUCACAUUGGUAUAAAAGUUAGCACUAUUAUUACACAUUAGUAUUAUACGAAGUAUAAAAGUUACCAUCAAUGACAUUGGUAUAAAA
Messenger RNA from Chenopodium quinoa (quinoa), 1237 nucleotides. RefSeq names its product membrane-associated progesterone-binding protein 4-like. The transcript is spliced from 8 exons. The record is from RefSeq and is a predicted model, not a curated record. The coding region runs from base 221 to 940 and encodes 239 amino acids. NCBI's taxonomy places the organism in Eukaryota, Viridiplantae, Streptophyta, Magnoliopsida, Caryophyllales, Amaranthaceae. Gene Ontology annotation, cellular component: membrane; endomembrane system.